Molecule: messenger RNA, 972 nt
Organism: Drosophila willistoni
Lineage: Eukaryota; Metazoa; Arthropoda; Insecta; Diptera; Drosophilidae
Gene: Pmm2
Product: phosphomannomutase
Exons: 1
Coding region: 94-864 (256 amino acids)
Biological process (GO): mannose metabolic process; protein N-linked glycosylation; GDP-mannose biosynthetic process
Cellular component (GO): cytosol
Molecular function (GO): phosphomannomutase activity
Source: RefSeq, a predicted model, not a curated record
CGGCAAUGUGAUACGUGGUCAUGAUAAAUUAUGAUUGUUUGAUUCAUUCCAAUUAGAACACCUUAUUCUUUCGUAGUUCGAACUGUAUUUAGAAUGACUUCAUCCAAGCUGAAGCGUGAUGAAAUCCUUCUGCUUUUCGAUGUGGAUGGCACUCUCACAUUUCCACGAAGUGUCGUGCAACCAGAAUUCGAAGAAUUCUUUUACUCGAAGGUGAAGCCGCGGGCGACCAUUGGAAUUGUCGGUGGCUCUGACUUGGAGAAGAUGUUUGAACAGCUGAAUGGCAAAAAGAUAUUGAAUGAAUUUGAUUUCGUAUUUCCCGAGAAUGGACUGGUGCAAAUUGAGCGUGCCCAAGAGGUCGGUAAACAGAAUAUCAUUAAACACUUGGGCGAAUCCACUUUGAAGCGGUUCAUCAAUUUUGUGCUACGAUAUCUCUCUGAACUGGACAUUCCGAUUAAGCGUGGAACGUUUAUAGAAUUCCGAAAUGGUAUGAUGAACGUCUGUCCUAUUGGUCGCCAAUGUAGCCGGGAGGAGCGUAACAUGUUUGCUGCCUACGACCAGGAGCAUAAAGUACGAGAACAAAUGAUAGCUACACUGAAAAAGGAAUUCGCUGACAUUGAUCUCACAUACAGUAUUGGUGGCCAGAUUAGUUUUGAUGUUUUCCCACAUGGCUGGGACAAAACAUAUUGCCUUAGACACAUUGAGGCUAACUAUAAGAAUAAGUACAAGGAAAUUCACUUCUUUGGUGAUAAGACCGAACAAGGUGGUAAUGAUUUCGAGAUCUAUACUGAUCCUCGCGUUAUUGGUCAUAAGGUGACUUCGCCACAUGAUACCAAAGACAUUUUAACUGAAAUCCUGGAACUAUGAUGUCGUCUCCCUUGUGCCAAAAAUUCCAAAAACAUGUUAACUUUCCAUUAUGUAAAUAAGAUUGUUAAACAAAAAUUUAAAUAUAUAUAUUCUUAUAGUUCAUGCAAA